AUGGAGGCAAAAAGGCCUACUAUCAUUAACAAACCAAAUUCUAUAACAUUUUUCCGGGUGAUUCUGCUUUGCACUUCGUUUCUGUUUUACAAGGACAAGCCUCUGCACUUUUUGACUCUCUAUGUUGCCAGUGUUGUUUUGGACAUGUGCGAUGGUGAGAUUGCCAGGAAGUACGGCGAGGCCACCAUUUUCGGAGCAAUGUUCGACUCACUUUUCGACAGAAUGACCACAACCUUCCUCUACAUGAUGCUGAGCAUAAAGUACCCGAACUACCUUCUGUUCUUCUACUUCAUAUUAUUCUGGGAUGUCGUCGGACACUGGUCCCACAACUACGUGUGCUCGAUUCUCGGAGCCUUGAACCACAAGAAGAUUGACGGGUUCUUUUUGUUGAAGAUGUACUAUGAGAAGAGACCCUUGAUGGGAGCCUCAAUUGUCUGCUUUGAAGCAUUUUUCCUUUCCCUCUACCUGAUGUCGUUUACGAAGACCGGAUCAAACAUGAACACGCUGUGUCGCUUCUUGGUGUUCGGAUCUAUGCCUCUUGCAUUCUUCAAAGCAUUCACUAACACCGCCCAAUUCUUUUACGCCUCGAAACGUCUCGCCAACUAUGAGGUUGAACAGUUUGACACGAAAUCAGUCAUGAAAUAA
Molecule: messenger RNA, 645 nt
Organism: Theileria orientalis strain Shintoku
Lineage: Eukaryota; Apicomplexa; Aconoidasida; Piroplasmida; Theileriidae
Product: CDP-diacylglycerol-inositol 3-phosphatidyltransferase
Exons: 8
Coding region: 1-645 (214 amino acids)
Biological process (GO): phosphatidylinositol biosynthetic process
Cellular component (GO): Golgi apparatus; membrane
Molecular function (GO): CDP-diacylglycerol-inositol 3-phosphatidyltransferase activity
Source: RefSeq, a predicted model, not a curated record